AUGGCCGACCUCGUGACGCAACGCAAGGAGAUGUACGAGGCAGAGAAAGUGGGCCCCGGACGCCCUUUGAAGCUGGAUGAAGGUCAGGAAGUGACGGGCCAGUCGGCGCCCCUUAGCGAAGAGGGCAACCUGGCCUGCAUGACGACUAUUGACAUAUCACGCAUAGGAUACCACGAAGUGGUCCUGCUGCAGGAUCCGAACGAAAUGCAAGAGUACGUCGAGCGAGUGGCUUCAGAAAUGCAGCCUGGCUUGUCUUUGGUUCUGAAAGGAAGCUUCGCAGAUAAGUCUGCACUCGAGGACUUCCUCAUGCAGUGCUCCCACGGCGAGUUCCGAUAUCAGAAGGCUUUACAAGUGGCCCGAUGCGUCCGCCUGCCCAGCCUGCACAAACUUCUGGACGAGUUGCCAACACUUCCCUGGGUCGAGGUCCAGAGACCUCUGGAGCAGGUAUACGAGGCGUUGCUGGGCCAGCGCGAGGACGUCGAUGAAACUGCGACCGUUUUGCACCUGUGCCUCAGGUCCAUGAAGCAACUGAAGCCUGGCUCUCAGGCGUCAACCCUGCGAGGCCCUCCAGUCUGGACCUUCGAAACAUCUCGGCAGAGCUCGCCCGAGAUCUUCGUGACGGCCGGGGCUGCAGGAGCCUCCCAUCGCUUCCUCCCGCCCGAGCAACGGCCGCGACAGCGAACGGACACCGCCGACUCCGUACAGGCCAAGGGCCCACACCAGGCAGGUCUCGAGGGAGAGCACGAGGGCCAGGUCAGUGACGACGAGGCGCCCGCAUCGGAGGAGUCGACGGGAGAUGACCAGGAGACCGAAGCCUUGGCGCGGCAAGAGGGCCUGUCGGACAGGAGGAGCGAUGCAUCGUUCUCCAGCUCCUCGCUUAACGAGGAACCGCUCCGGGAAGCCGGCUUUGAGGAUGCCACGGUGGGCAUGAGCGAGCCUUUGACGGAGGAGGGAUAUCAAGCCGUGGCUUCCCUUCGGAGUGGCCCUGCCAUGGCAGCUUUCGUUCGCCGCGUGCUGAUGGAAGAGGGCGGUGAGGUCAUCAGCUCGGCAGGCCUCCUGGACUUUGCGCAAGGCUUCAGUGGAGAGCUAGGCCAGCCACAGAGCUUCGUGGCCCUGCAAGAGGCGUUGCUGCGAAGCCCAAAUUGGGCUCGAUUCCAGACGGUGAACCAGGGGAAGCUCUUCGUGGACCGCUGGUUUGAUGGAGCAUCCAAAGUCUUCUCCGUGAGGCACAACAUCGAACUCAACAAGUACCUUGCCAUCGUGGCCGAAUAUCCUGAGCACUUCCAGCAACAUGUGGAGACGCGCCGCGACAACUUCUAA
Molecule: messenger RNA, 1320 nt
Organism: Symbiodinium necroappetens
Lineage: Eukaryota; Dinophyceae; Suessiales; Symbiodiniaceae
Source: the annotation of a GenBank genome assembly